This is a messenger RNA of Gongylonema pulchrum, 303 nucleotides long. The record is from the annotation of a GenBank genome assembly. NCBI's taxonomy places the organism in Eukaryota, Metazoa, Nematoda, Chromadorea, Rhabditida, Gongylonematidae.
AUGGUCAAAAAAGCAUUGACGACUUUGAUGGCAAAAAUGUCUUCGUAUUGGAGCGUACUGAUCAGAGAUACCGAUCAUUCGGAUUUUGUCUUCUACGCCGAUCGCUUAAUUAGGCUUGUUAUUGAAGAAGGCCUGAAUCGUCUGCCCUAUACAAACGUUGUUGUGGAAACUCCAGCCGGCGUACCCUACGAGGGCAUUGCUUUUUGUCGUGGCAACUGUGGUGUAUCAAUCUGUCGUAGCGGUGAAGCGAUGGAACAAGCGCUGCGCCAGUGCUGCAGGUCAAUUCGCAUUGGUAAAAUGUUG